AUGUCGGCGUAUUCCGCAGUGCCUCGCAAGCUCUGGGAGCACCCCAAUCCAGAGUCAACAGAAAUUGCCCAGUUCAAAAAAAGCCUGGAGCAAGCCAAUGGCGUGAAAUUACCUGAUUAUCAUGCGAUGUAUCAAUGGUCUAUCGAAAAUCGGUCCGCCUUCUGGGACUUUUGCUGGAAAUACUUCCCCAUAAUCCACGAGGGGUCCUACGAUCGUGUUAUGGAUGAAACAGCUCGCAUUGAUAGUAUUCCUGACUGGUUCUCGGGUAUUCGUCUCAAUUAUGCAGAGAAUGUUCUCUUCACCAAGGGUCCUGGUCAAUCGCUUACGACGGUAGGCAAAGAAGAUGAUAAGAUCGCCAUUACUGAAAUUCGAGAGGGAGAUGUCGAACCAACUGUGAAUCUCUCAUGGAAAGAGUUGAGACAGCGUACUGGUCGGGUAAUCCAGGCUUUGAAAGCAGCUGGUGUACAGCGAGGAGACAGAGUGGCCGUGGUUGCUAGCAACAGCAUCGAUACUAUGACGAUCAUUUUGGCGACGACUGCCCUUGGUGCUCUCUUCUCCUCUACAUCUACCGAUACAGGGGUAAAGGGUAUUUUGGAUCGUCUGUUGCAGAUCAAUCCUCGAUGGGUUUUCGUUGAUGACAAAACCGUCUACAAUGGAAAGACGGUCGAUCUUCGUCCUAAAAUCACCCAGAUCGUGAAAGGCUUGGAUCAUAUCAAAGAGUUCCAGGGAGUUAUUUCCAUCCCCAGAUUCAGAGACCGCCCUGCAGAUGUGACGCAGAUUCCACGAACCCGCCCUCUGGCCGAAUUCCUCUCAAUGGCAUCAUCCGAUCAGCUGGAAUUUGUUCGAGUCGGUUUCCGGGACCCAUUCCUGAUUGUUUAUUCCUCGGGAACUACUGGAGAGCCAAAGUGCAUUGUGCACUGUGUUGGGGGUGUUCUGCUGAAUACACACAAGGAAUCCAGACUCAAUCGCAGCAUGGAUGCAACUGCCACCGUCUUGCAGUAUACAACCACCGGCUGGAUUAUGUAUAUGACCUGUGUUUCCGCGCUUAUCUUUGGGGCGAGGCCGAUUCUAUAUGAUGGAAGUCCGUUCCUGCCUGACAUUACCAUCCUGGUCAAGUUGUUGGAGAAGCACAAGGUCACGCACUUUGGCACAUCACCCCGAUGGAUGCACGAGCUGCGAAAGAACGGGAUCAGCCCUCGCAAAAUUGCUGAUUUGCAAAACCUGAGAGGGGUCACUAGUACCGGAAUGGUUCUGUCAGAAUCACUAUUUGAAUGGUUUUAUGAUGAGGGAUUCCCACCUCAUGUGCUACUAGCCAAUAUCUCCGGAGGCACCGAUUUGGCAGCGUGUUUUGGUUUGGAAAAUCCGAUUUCUCCCUUAUACGUUGGCGGAUGCCAGGGUCCCAGCUUGGGCAUCCCUAUCGCUGCUUUUGAGCAAGUGGAUGAAGGCGUGAGCCAGGUCAAAGGCACACGGAUGCCAGAUGGAGAGCCCGGUGAGAUUGUUGCAACAGCUCCAUUCCCUAGUAUGCCGGUGAUGUUCUGGGGUGACAAAGAUGGGAAGAAAUAUUUCAAUGCCUACUUUGCCCGAUUUGACAACGUCUGGACACAUGGCGACUUCAUUGCCAUCAACCCAAAUACUCACCAAGUUCUCUUCCUCGGACGGUCAGACGGUGUAUUGAACCCUUCCGGUGUGCGAUUUGGAUCUGCGGAGAUCUACAACGUGAUCGAUACCCAAUUUUCAACAGAGAUCGUUGACUCUGUCUGCGUUGGCCAACGGAGGCCCAAAGAUACAGAUGAAUCGGUGAUGCUGUUUCUGCUAAUGCGGCCUGGUUUCAGUGCCGACCAGAAGCUGAUGGCACGGAUCAAAGAUGCCAUUCGCAAGGCGCUGAGCGCUCGGCACGUACCCAAGUACAUUUUUGAAACUCCGGCCAUACCGGUUACUGUCAACUUAAAAAAAGUCGAGUUGCCCGUUAAGCAGAUUGUUUCUGGGAAGAAGAUCAAGCCAUCGGGUACCUUGUUGAACCCAGAGAGUCUCGAUUUUUACUACCAGUUUGCCGAAGUUGAGAAAAUGCUCAAGCCCCAGGCAAAGCUAUAG
Molecule: messenger RNA, 2091 nt
Organism: Penicillium cinerascens
Lineage: Eukaryota; Fungi; Ascomycota; Eurotiomycetes; Eurotiales; Aspergillaceae
Product: acetoacetyl-CoA synthase
Exons: 4
Coding region: 1-2091 (696 amino acids)
Biological process (GO): lipid metabolic process
Cellular component (GO): cytosol
Molecular function (GO): acetoacetate-CoA ligase activity
Source: RefSeq, a predicted model, not a curated record